Molecule: messenger RNA, 936 nt
Organism: Corythoichthys intestinalis (scribbled pipefish)
Lineage: Eukaryota; Metazoa; Chordata; Actinopteri; Syngnathiformes; Syngnathidae
Gene: znhit3
Product: zinc finger, HIT-type containing 3
Exons: 5
Coding region: 108-524 (138 amino acids)
Biological process (GO): maturation of LSU-rRNA from tricistronic rRNA transcript (SSU-rRNA, 5.8S rRNA, LSU-rRNA); snoRNA localization; box C/D snoRNP assembly
Cellular component (GO): pre-snoRNP complex; nucleus
Molecular function (GO): protein binding
Source: RefSeq, a predicted model, not a curated record
UGGCCGGAAGUACAAAGUGUUUCCGGGUCAUAGCUAAAUCGUAUUUUUCACAUUACAGUUUAAUCGACUGUUUAUUCACAUUUGUGUAAACUUCACGGCGUGGAAUAAUGCAGCUAUGCAAAGUGUGCAGCGAGCAGACACCAAAAUACAAAUGUCCAGCCUGCGAAAUAAGAUAUUGCUCUCUUCCCUGUUACAAGCGGCAUAAAGAUUUGUGCCUUCCUGUUGAGAAGCUUCCACCCAAUGCAGCAAAGGAUGCAGUCUGUACUGUUGCAGACACAUGGAGCAUUGAGGAUCUUCUGCACAAAGAGGACAUUGCCGAUGUUGUACCUCUAGAGAACCUUCAGUUAUUGGGUCAGUCAAAAGAACUUAAAGAUCUUCUUUGUAAUCCUCACCUGAGGGAGCUAUUAAGGGCCAUUGACAGUGCAAACAACAAGGAAGAAGCAAUGAAGGCAGCUAUGCAGGAGCCUUUAUUUGUAGAGUUUUCGGAUCAAUGUUUGAAGGUUGUAGAAAAAGAAGAUCCGUGACAAGAUAGACUUGUGAACUGAAGUGAAUUUUUGAUUUACUUUUACUAAAAAUGUAAAAAAUAAUCAUGGUAGAUGCUGCACUAAGACAUUCAUAUUGAAGUGUGAAGACAUACUGUAUAGACAUGCAUAUGUACAAUAUGUAGCUUUAAAAACAUGAUUUAUUUUGUAUAAAGCACUCAAAUAACAAUACUGUACAUUUUUUUUGUAAAUUAUAUGCCAUUAACACAGCUAGAAAAAGACAAAAUCAUUCUUUAUUCAUGAUCAUAUAUCAUUACUUUUCUAUAAAGCAUGCUCACUUUUAGUGAAAAACAUUCCAGAUUGAUGAAAAUUGUAAAAAUCCCCUCAUCCCUGAUUUUCACUGGUGUGUAUCUUUUAGCAGCAGUUUGGAUAAAUCAUGUUUAUUUCUCCCUGA